AUGCGGCGAAGCUGUAGUCAGGUGACCCUCUUGGUCGCCACAUCGCAUUACACGAGUUAUAUCCCUGUGGCUCCGCCCUCACUACAAGCCAGGCUCCUCCUCUUCCUGAGCCAGCGUUUCCAUGACAUCGAGACUCUCCUCAGCUGGAGCUCCUGGUUCAAGAACCGAGGUCUACGUCAGCAGAAUUUUUUCUAUGGUUACACCCAGCAGAACUAUGGGGACAACGUUGCAGCUGCUUAUUACAUCCUUAGCCUCAAGGGAGGAUUCAGGUUUGCAGGACAGUCAGAGUGGUUCCGAUCAGACAGAAGAGGGAAGUUCAGCUGGGAUUUCAUGAACCGCCGGGACAGUGCCAUAGAGGAAAUGGAUGUCAGCAACACACUCAUUAACUACACAGGCCUAGAAAACCUGGACAAAAAGGGCUUCACAGGCAAGGAUAUUGCUGCCAGUAAGAUUGCACCUAAAUCAACCAUUUAUCGGAUCAUCAAGAACUUCAAGGAGAGUGGUUCAAUUGUUGUGAAGAAGGCUUCAGGGCGCCCAAGAAAGUCUCCUAAAGUUGGUUCAGCUGUGGGAUCGGGGCACAACCAGUACAGAGCUUGUUCAGGAAUGGCAGCAGGCAGCCAAGGGAGUGGGCUCACUCUCAAUUUUGUCUAA
Oncorhynchus nerka (sockeye salmon) is the source of this 651-nucleotide messenger RNA. Its product is annotated as distal membrane-arm assembly complex protein 2-like. Lineage: Eukaryota; Metazoa; Chordata; Actinopteri; Salmoniformes; Salmonidae. The transcript has 5 exons. Bases 1 to 651 code for a protein of 216 amino acids. The record is from RefSeq and is a predicted model, not a curated record.